CUGUCCGCCCUUACCUCCGGACUCUCCGCGACGCCUCUGCCCGCUCCCUACAGCCUGGGGCCGAAAGGCCCAGAUACACCCCGGGGAUCGCGCCCACACGGCCCCUCCAUUUUUUCGGGGGUGACUUAAAAUUCCAACCGGGUUGUCUUUGGUGAAGCUGUCCUUUUCAAUUCUAUUCGACUUGUAGGUUCGCCCUCCCAGGUUCCCAUCUUUUUGGAGGGCGGAAAUGGCCAAUUCGGGCCUGCAAUUGUUGGGCUUUUCAAUGGCCUUGCUGGGCUGGGUGGGCCUGGUGGCAUGCACCGCCAUCCCGCAGUGGCAGAUGAGCUCGUACGCGGGCGACAACAUCAUCACCGCCCAGGCCAUGUACAAGGGGUUGUGGAUGGACUGCGUCACGCAGAGCACAGGCUUGAUGAGCUGCAAGAUGUUCGACUCGGUGCUCGCACUGCCGGCGGCCCUACAGGCCACUCGGGCCCUCAUGGUGGUGUCCCUGGUGCUGGGUUUCCUGGCCAUGUUUGUGGCCACGAUGGGCAUGAAGUGCACGCGUUGUGGGGGAGACGACAAAGUGAAGAAGGCCCGGAUAGCCAUGACUGGAGGCAUCAUUUUCAUCGUGGCUGGUCUUGCCUCUUUGAUAGCAUGCUCCUGGUAUGGUCAUCAGAUUAUCACAGACUUCUAUAACCCCUUGACCCCCAUGAAUGCUAAAUAUGAGUUUGGUUCUGCCAUCUUUAUUGGUUGGGCAGGGUCUGCUCUGGUCCUCCUAGGAGGUGCGCUGCUGUCUUGCUCCUGUCCUGGGAGUGAAAGCAAAGCUGUGUAUCGGGCACCCCAUUCCUACCCCAAGUCCAACUCUGCCAAAGAAUAUGUGUAACUCGACACCCUUAUGCCCCAGUCUGAUGGGCUGUGGGUGUGUCCAGAUGAUUCAGAAACCUAGGGCAGAGGACUCAGCCUGUGAGCAAGGUGUGAGACAAAGGCUCCCUGGCCACUCCAUCCAUGCAUACCGUGUACAGUUCUCUGGGAAGGGGGGGGGGGAAGAGACAAAAAGGGGAGCAUGUGCUUUUUGUACAGUAAUAAAAACUACAUUUUAGAAAGCAGGUUUUUUUUUUUCUUUCUAUGCCUCUUGCUUUCUUUCCACAUAAGUUGUGCCUACUUCAGUUCAGUGAAGCUACAGAGCACGAUGGUGCCAGGCCAUACAGUCCAUUUUCAUUGUUUAGGCUUAAUACCUCAAACGUCUGGCUUCCUUCAUUCCCAACCCACCACUGUUUUAAAUAACUACCAAAGAGUUGCAUUAAAAAAACAAAAAAAGAGGUAGCCAGACGCCG
Molecule: messenger RNA, 1313 nt
Organism: Dipodomys ordii (Ord's kangaroo rat)
Lineage: Eukaryota; Metazoa; Chordata; Mammalia; Rodentia; Heteromyidae
Gene: Cldn7
Product: claudin 7
Exons: 5
Coding region: 227-862 (211 amino acids)
Biological process (GO): bicellular tight junction assembly; cell adhesion
Cellular component (GO): bicellular tight junction; plasma membrane
Molecular function (GO): structural molecule activity
Source: RefSeq, a predicted model, not a curated record